AUGUUCUACUCAGAGACGCUGCUCAACAAGAGCGGCCCGCUCGCCCGCGUCUGGCUGUCGGCCAACCUCGAGCGCAAGCUUUCCAAGAACCACAUCCUCCAGUCCAAUGUCACCGACAGCGUCGAGGCCAUCAUCACGCCUAACCAGGCGCCCAUGGCCCUACGUCUCAGCAGCCAGCUGCUGCUCGGCGUCGUCAGGAUAUAUCAACGGAAGACGCGUUAUCUGCUCGACGACUGCAACGAGGCCAUGAUGAAAAUCAAAAUGGCUUUCCGAUCCAGCGGCAACAACGACAUGGCCGCCAAUAUGCAAAUGCCCAACCGCGAGGCUCUGCUGCUCCCAGACAAGAUCACACCAUAUGAUAACCUUGAGCUCCCCCCACCCCCUGACGCGUCGUGGCUUCUGUCGCAGGUGGACGAAGUGACAGCGACUCCCGUCGGCCGCAAAGGACGCGACAACAACGGCAUGGACGAAGAUGCCUUGGCGCCCAUGGAUGAUCUCGACCUUGAGCUCGACUUUGGCCUCGACAUGGAUGGCGGCCCGAGCCAGAGCAUCGAAAUGGGCCGUGACGCGCCCGCCCCGCGCGACGUGGAAGACGACGUGUUUAGCGAACCCGACAUUGAGGCGCGUCGCGAGCCCGGCGCUGCUAAGGACGACUCUCUUGCUCUUGACCUGGGCGACGACAUUGUGCGAAUCGCGGAUGGAGAAGGCGACAUCCAGAUGGGCGACGACGACUUCGGCUUCAACCCGGGCGACCAGUCUGCAAUGCCCGAAAUGACCGGCGCCGCGGACCUGGACCGCGCAAGAAUCUCCGAGUCCCCGCUGUCUGACAUUGACGAGGCCUUCGCCCGGGAAGUCGAGGCCGAGUACGUCCGCCACAACCAUACUGAUCUAUACGAGCCGCAGGAAGACACCGAACACACGCUGGUCCGGCGGCCCGCGCAGCGCGCCAAGAAGCAAAAGAUUAUGAUGCCCGACGAAGAAAUUGCGCUAUCGAGCAGCCACAUCAAGCAACAGCAGGCUGACAGGCAAAACAUCAUCAAGCCCGCCGCCUUCCUCCCCCGCGAUCCCUUGCUACUCGCUCUGAUGGACCUGCAGAAGAAUGGCGGAUUCGUGUCAUCUAUCAUGAUGGAAGGCAGGAGCUCCGCGUGGGCUCCCGAGCUGCGCGGCAUGCUGUCUUUGAACUCGGGGCAUGGAGUGAGCGAGCUGAAGCGGAAGCGAGAUAGCGGCAUCGCCGACGUGGAAAGCGACCAAGGCGCCGUCAAGUCGCCUCGCCUUGAGCUCGGAGACGACACCGACUUUGGCUUCGACGGCGAGGGGCUGGGCAACCAGAGCGCGGCGCCAGACGGCACCGUCUUGGAGAUUCCCGCUGACGAUGAGGAUCACCGUGACCGCGAAGAGAGCAGCCCAAUGCCGGCAUUUGACGAAACCACGGCGCCCCUCGUCCAUCCUGCCGACAGCGGGCUUGUGUCUGUCGGCACCAAGCAUGCCGUUCACAUCCUGCGCGAUCUGUUUGGCGCCGAAGCCGCCACCAACGACGAGAAGAGGAAGAAGACGUCGGUCGUGUUCCAGAACCUGCUACCGGAGAAGCGGACGACCAAGGCAGAGGCAACCAAGAUGUUCUUUGAGUGUCUGGUUUUGGCCACCAAGGACGCCAUCAAGGUGGAGCAGGGGCCUGAGCUGGGAGCCCCCAUUCGAGUCAGGGGCAAGCGAGGCCUCUGGGGAGACUGGGCCGAGCGCGAAGCCGGCGGCGAGAUUUCGAACCAGGACGAACCGGAGCCGGCGGCAGUCUGCGCACCCACUGUGGCCGUAGAAGCAUGA
Molecule: messenger RNA, 1818 nt
Organism: Hirsutella rhossiliensis
Lineage: Eukaryota; Fungi; Ascomycota; Sordariomycetes; Hypocreales; Ophiocordycipitaceae
Product: rad21/rec8-like protein
Exons: 3
Coding region: 1-1818 (605 amino acids)
Biological process (GO): replication-born double-strand break repair via sister chromatid exchange; mitotic sister chromatid cohesion; synaptonemal complex assembly
Cellular component (GO): synaptonemal complex; cohesin complex
Molecular function (GO): chromatin binding; protein binding
Source: RefSeq, a predicted model, not a curated record